UUCCAAGUGUUGCGAGUGGAAUUUAGCAGGGUUGAUCGUAAUUCUCCUGUUCAUGCAGGGUAAGUGUUGAAAGUGUUAAUUUUCUUAGAACAAGUUUGCACUUGAAUUACUAAAGGCCGAUUUACAGCACACAACUUUUACCCAAAACUGUCGCAUGCAACCUGCUUACAACUUGAGUUACACUGUGUAAAUCAAGCACACAACUUGCUUACGUUGUCGUAGAUGUGUUGUGUGCUUGAUUUACACAGUACAGCUCAAGUUGUAAGCAGGUUGCAUGCGACAGUUUUAGGUAAAAGUUGUGUAGUGUAGUAAAUCGGCCUGCAGAAACUACUUGAAAUACAGUAAUCCUGUGAUUAUCGUGUUCAGUGCUGUUUCCUUUACCCACUAUAAGCUGCAAUGUAAACCUGUACUUCACAUAAGAAACUCUUGCAAUAAUACCAAGCACAACACAGAAGCACUACUCACACGUAAUGCAAAUGGCAUAAACGCGCAAAUCCACGUUCGCUGCGACGUUUGUAAGUUGGGCGUCAACUUCGUAACGCAACGAAGUUCGCAAUUUCAUUUCAAUGUUUGAACUUCGAUUGUCAACGGUUCAAGUUGAAAUUACUGUGUUAUAAGCACUCCCACUUAGCUUUUUAUAAACUAUUAUGCAUAAAACUAAAUUUUAGGUUAAAUUUAAAAAUAGAAGAUGUUUGCUUGAACCUGUUGAACUGAAGUGAAAUCAGUUCACCCAAGCAAAUGUUCAGGAGAUCAUGAAUUUUUGCCGAAACUCAAAGUACACAUUCGAUCCUUCGUAAAACAUUCAUCACUUCUGCCACACCUUGUGGCAGUUUGAGACUUGUAACACUUGAACUCUCUUCUCCGCAAAGCCUUGUUGGCAUCAUGGAUUGUAAAAUAACUGGAUAGGAAACUGUAGUCACAUGACGUGUUUCCAUCCCGCUGAUUGGCUGAAAGCUCUUUGUUUUUGCUCAAGAGAUGUUGAAACCUAGUUGCAAAUCGCGAUGUCAACAAUGGCGAAUGAUGACAAAGGAUUUUCCUAUGCUUUUGACUGAGAUAUUUUUUACCUUUUCAUGUUUUUUGUUGAAAAUAUGUUUGUUCUUGUCUUUUGGUAUUUCAUACUGAUCUAUGGCCAAAAUGAACCCGCCUAAGUUAUUUUACAAUCCAUGUCGGCAUCAAGCGUUUAUUGCAUCCAAGUACUUCAUUAUUGAGAUCAGUUGCCGUUGUGGAAUGCGCUAGAGCUAACACAAUGAAAAACCCGGCGAGAUUCGUUUGACUUCUGGGUCAUUGUGCCCGACAUGUGGGACAUCCUAAAAUAUCUUUGCAAUCGGGAAGUUACAAUCACUUAUAAUGACACUUGAAGGGGCUUUUUUUAUUUAUAGCUAAGAAAGGGUUUUCGUUUUAUAUACCGCUUCCACGAACAAUGUAGGCCAAUAUAUGGCAAGCAAUGGACAUGUAUACUUAAUGAUUCUCUUCAUAAUUUAUCUCUGAGAGGUAAAAUUGGGGUUUUUUUUCUAUUUUUUGCUUCCAUACUAAAAAAAGCCUCUGCGGAGAGACGCACUUUGAGAGUGUUAAGGCACAGAAUAAAGAUCAGUAACAGAAGGGCCGCUCAGCGGUGCAACGCGUCCUUGUAUUUUUAUGCAAAAAUAUGCAGUUUACUGGCCAGAUGGCGGAGCAGCCAGCCAGUACAGCGUGUUUAUUGGCCUGGCAGAAAAUGUCAUUGACUGGCUAGGAAAAUGGCGGCCAACAUGCGUAAUGCGACAUGCGCGAGGACAGAAACUUAAAAGUUUCCGACGUGAGUGGCCCCUCUGUGCGAAUCUUUAUUCUGUGGUUAAGGUUUAAAGGGAUCUGCUUCCGAUCUGAUGCAGCUCGCUGCGAGUGCUUGCAUCUAAUUAAAAUGAACUGUUUAGCAUUGUGAUUGGAUGAAAGUGCUCAUGCAUCACUCGCAGCGAGGAGCUUCGUGAGAGGACUGGAAAUCCGCCUUAAGACAUCUUGUGAGCAGAUAUAAACACUGAUCUUUGUGAACAAGCACAUGAAGGGUAACGACGUGAACAAGCACAUGAAUGGUAACGAACGAGUUAUCCUAAGUUAUAUGAUUCAUUCUUACUUGCAAGCUUCCUUAUAUAAUAAAUUCUCCUUAAAAUUAGGUCAAUUCAUACAGCAAAAUUCAUAUAGUUACAGUUUGAACAUUUUCCUCUAAGACAAUGUUAUGUUCGUCAAGUUACAAACGAUUUGAAUAUCUUUAAAUCGAGUAAAAAAACCCGACUUUGCGAAGCGGACAACGCCCCAAAUAAACAAAGCUAAAAAGCUGGUACGGGAGUUCAACAGUACAUCACGUGACACCACCUCAACGCUGAUUGGCUGAAUUGGAAUCACCCCACUUUCCACGUGGUUCACACGUGGCCGCGCAUUUCCAUAAUUUGGAGACAAGUUGCAAUAUUGCUGUCACCACCUUAAGUGAUUGUAAAAGGCAGAUUGUUAUCUAUUUUGAUCAGUGAAUUGACAUGAUAUUGCAUUAUCAUUCAGCUCACUCUUUGUCAGAAAGCAACAAUCAUUAUCAUUAGUUAUUAUCUCAGCAAUACAUUGAUCAAACGAGCUUCAAAGUCACAAUUCUACACUUUUUGUAGUAAAUUUGCGCAAUUGAGAUGCUUGAGGAUUAAACAACAGGAUUUGUCGAAGAAAUACAGGAAAAUAAAACUUUAAUAAUACAAAAAUAGACAAAAAAUUUCGCGAAUCAUGCGUGUGACUCCUCAAAAAUGUCCAUGUUCGUAGAACGUCGUACGUCGGUCAUUCUACUUCGGAAAGUUCCGAAAAUAAAGAAUAGUUCGUUACAAUUUUUUUUUCGUUUUCUACUUUUUAAAACGAGUAUAUUUUAUGCAUUCAGCAUAUACAUUGUGCAUUUCCUGUAUAAAAUUUGAGUAAUUAAUUCCGAGCUCUGUUUCUGGAGAAAGUAAUUUUGGAAAUUUUGUAGAAAUGUUACAAAAAUAUUAUACCACCAAUAUUCAAAUAAUAGGUAUGAUGAAAAAAUCUUGUUUCGGCAACGUUAAGCAAUUUCAGGGGAAAUUACAUAAUGAACUUGCAUCGCUGAAUAUUACAACAAUCACUGUGCUAGCGGUCUUUGGAAUCCUUGAAAGUCUUUAAAUUUGAAUGCAGGUCUUUAAGGUCUUUGAAAAGUCUUUGAAUUGUGUGAAAAAGUGAAGAAAGUCAAGUCUUUAAAAGUCUUUAAAUUCUUCAGUGAGUAUUUGAUUAUACGAUUUCCUAGCUAAUAAUACAGAUUGAUUGAAGCAAGAUUUUCGCAAAUAUCGACGAAAAGGCGCAUUUUAGGAUGUGAUUUGACGGGACUAAUUACUGGGUAAAAAUGGUGCUUACACUCGCAAUUUUUCGACAGCUGAUUGCUCUCAAAGGUCUUUGAAAAGUCUUUGAAAAUAGGCAGAAAAAAUCUUUGAAAGUCUUUUAAUUUUUUUGGUCUUGGAGACUACGAACCAUGUUCUAUGAUGAGUUAAUUCUGUUAAAACGUAAACUCCAUCUAGUGAUAGUAUGCCUCGAUGUUUGAUUGAUUGUUAUUUUUCCCAACACCAGGACCUAGCAGAAACCUGAUGGUAGUCUUGAAAUAAAUGUUUGGGGAUAUUUUUGAGAUGUGUAUUAACUGCAUGAAAGAAAAUAAUGGUUUAAAGUUAGUGAAGUAAUUAUUCAAAUCCGACUAAUAGGACUGGACUAUAUUUAAUCAAAAUGCGAGGACUUGAAACCUAGUCCAGUCCGAAUUGAAGGAUUUGAAAUGGCAUCUCAUACGAAUAAAUCACUACUUAAUUGAGAUGAAUCAAUUUUGAUCCAAUCCAAGGACUGGAUUAAUUUUGACCCAGUCCUAGGACAGGAUCAAUGUACUUCACCAGCUACCAGUAUUAUCAUGUGAGCAAAUUAAAGCAAUAUGGUUGCUAAUUUACUCAUACAUUAUUAAUGAGUUUGAGAUUACUUAAUAGACAGGACAAACAUUUCCCUACAUUGCAAUGUGAUUUGUUUGUUGUGUCGAAACUGGCUAAAUUUUCACGAACUUUUUCUCGUUUUGUUUUGCAGUGGAUGGCGUGACUCUGACAAAUUCACGUCUACCAAACGUAGGUUUUGUUCAGUUCAAAUAUGGUGGCGCAAACAAGAAAGUGUGCUCGAACACUUUAAACAAGAAGGCAACUUUUGUUAUUUGUCGUCAACUGGGCUAUGAAAAACAGAAACCUAUUGCUAAAAAGCCCCCACCAUCGGGCAACAAAGAUGGAAUAUUUACUGGAAGUAUACAAUGUAGUGGUAAAGAGAAAUACCUUUCUAAAUGUUCGAUUACUAAAAAAGCUAAAUCAUGUUCGCAGUUAUCAUACCUGAGAUGUAAGUAUUUAAAAAGUAAUUUAUGGAAACCCUGGGGUAAUUAGACGAACAGAAUGAAGGACAGAAUAUGGAUGCAAAGAUAAAAAAGGGAGAAUGAAAUUGGAUAAGAGUGAACUAUAAAAGGUGAAAGGAUGAAAUGAAAGAACGAUAGAAAACCGUGAAAAGAAGAACUUAUAUAAACAUAGAAAAUCGAAUGAGAAAGCAACAGUUGAUUUAUCGUUCAUUGGAAUUCUAACCUUCUUACUCCCAUAUUUCAGGUGCCAUUUGUCCACGGCCACUGUUAGAAGACAAACAAAGAUUUCCAGAUUCGUCAUUCACUGCCUCAAAUUCUUCAGAAGGUCACAGUCCCUCUAACGCAAGGAAAUCUAGUGGCAGUUCUUGGUGUGCUCCUGACGCGGAUGGCAAACAAUAUCUUCAACUCGACUUAAGAAGACUUUAUGUGAUCUAUCGCUUCACAACAUUUGGUGACAGUAGUAGCGCCAAAUGGGUGAAGACAUAUAAGCUCAAUUACACUGAUGACUUGAUCAACUGGAAACCUGUCUGGGAGAAAAACGUAAUAUUUACUUUUCAGCCUAAUACAUUUUAUAACAUAUUUUGUGGCAAAAAGAACGAUAGAACUUAAGUCUUUCUUUACUGUAUUCAUGUUCUUAUUAAAACUAUUAUUGCAACGCUUUGAUGAUUCGAAGACAUUUAUCUUUCUACUGUUGUUUUUAGAUAACUGGAAAUAAACAGGCUUAUAAUGAUGCAAGCAUUACACGUUUCAAAGGAGGGACAACAAUAAGAGCUUUACGGUUUAUUCCAUUAACAUAUGUUGGUCAACCGUGCAUGAGGAUCGAGAUUUGUGGUGGCAGUAAGUUACAUUCAUUUCUCUACAAGAAUAUCUGACAGAGUUCAUAACUUGAAUUAAAGGCAUGCAAACAAUAUCUUAUACUGUGAAACGUUUCUUUCUAGCUCGGUUUCCAGACAAACCUACAAAGCUCACGGUCACAAAUAUCAAGUCUACAAGUGCCGAAAUAUCUUGGGCAUACCCGAAAAACACAGGAGAUUACCAGGCUAGUGCAGCGGUUCUUUCAGGAUUCUUCAUUAAACUGAAGAUAGGGAACUGCCUCAUCGUGAAUAUUACCACAAAGAAAGUCAAUAAACGGAAACUAACAAAUCUCUCUCCAUACACUACAUAUGAAAUAUCCGUAGCUGCUGGAAAUAAAAGAGGAGGAUUUGGUGAAGAGACAACAACUUCGUUUCGAACUAAAAUAACUUCGGGUACAGCAUUUGGAAAAGGCAAGUGUUAAAAAAUCAUUUAAUUUUUCCUUCUGCCUUCUAUAAAAUUUGAAUAAUCAUUUCAGAGCUUAUUUUCACGUACAAAUUUCGUUCGUACAAACCAGCAUCAUUCAAAUAAUAUGUAUAAAUGGAAAAAAUCUUAAGAGAAAUAUUAUAUAACGAACUUAUAUCCCGAAAAAAACCCUAAAAAAACAUCUCACUGUUCUACAAUUGCUAAUUCUAAGUGGAAACCUGGCUAAAUCUUCACAAUUUUCUCUCGUUUUGUUUUGUAGUGAAUGGCGUGUCUCUGUUGAAUUCAUCUCCACCAAACGAAGGUUUUGUACAGAUCAAAUAUGGCGGGACAAAGACUGUUUGCUGGCAAAGUUUAAAGAACAAGGCCGAUAAUGUUAUUUGUCGUCAACUGGGCUAUACAAAACAGGACUCUCUUGUUAAAAAGGCCCCUCCAUCUAACAACAAAGAUCCAAUAUUUUCUGGAAGUAUAAACUGUAAUGGUAAAGAGAAAAACUUGUCGCAAUGUACGAUAACUAAUUCUACGUCAACAUGUUCGGAGUUAUCAUACAUAAAAUGUAAGUGUUUUAAAAGUGAUUGGAGGGGUAAUUAGAGAAACGGAAUUAAGGAUAGAAUACCGGAUGCAAGGGAAAAAGAAAAAAGCAUUGCAUGAAUAAAAGACUAACUGCAAAAGCUGGAAGAACGAAAUGAAAGAGAAAAGAAGAGCUUUAAUAAACAGACAAAAUCGAAUGAGAAAGUAACAGCAGACUUUCCCCUCUUUCAUAUCUGGAUUUCUUACCUUUCUACUUCGACGUUUUAGGUUUCAUUUGUAACAGGCCGCUGAUAAGAGACAAACGAAGAUUUCCAGAUUCGUCAUUCACUGCCUCAGCUUCUUCAGAAAGUCACAGUCCCUCUGACGCAAGAAUAUCUAGUGGCAGUUCUUGGUGUGCUCCUGCCGCAGAUGGCAAACAUUACCUUGAAGUGGACUUAGGAAGACUUUAUGUGAUAUAUCGUUUCGCAACAUUUGGUGACAGUUCUUGUUCCAAAUGGGUCACGACAUAUAAGCUCAAUUACACUGUUGACUUGAUCAACUGGAAACCAGUCAGGAAGAAAAAGGUAAUUAUUCUUCUGGCUGAAAAGGUAUAACAUGAAGAAUAGAAAUAUUUCUUCAUUGCAUUCAUGCUGUUCAAUAUUUUAUUGUCUUCAGAUACGUGGAAACAAAAAUGCUUACAAUGAUGCAACCAAUACAUAUUUGCGUGGAGGCCUAACAACAAGAGCUUUACGGUUUAUUCCAUUAACAUAUGUUGGACAACCGUGCAUGAGAUUCGAGAUCUGUGGUGGUAGUAAGUUACAUAAAUUUUUCUAUAAAAACAUGAUAAAGAGUUCAUAAAUUCAGUUAAUGAUAUGCUAAUGAUAUUUCCUUUCUUUCUAGCUCGGUUUCCAGAUAAACCUACAAACCUCACGGUCACUAACAUCACGUCUGGAAGUGCUGAAAUAUCUUGGGCAGACCCGAAAAACACAGGAGAUUACAAAGUUAGUGCAGCGGUUCUUACAAGAUUCUUCAUUCAACUGAAGAAAGACAACUCUCUAAUCCGGAAUAUUACCACAGAUAAAGCUAAUAAACGGAAACUAACAAAUCUCACUCCAAACGCUACAUAUGAAAUAUCCGUAGCAGCUGGAAAUCAAAAUGGUUUUGGUGAAGAAACAAUAACAUCGUUCACAACACUUGGAAAAGGUAAAUGUUAACACAGCAAUUAAAUUUAUUCCGUCAACAUGUACUGGUCAACCGUGUAUGAGAAUUGGGAUCUGUGGUGGUGGUAGUAAGUCACAUUAAUUUUUCCACUCAAGAACUGAUAGAGAGUUCGUAAGUUGAAUUAAUGGUAUCCAUGAUCUCCUUCUUUCUAGCUUUGUUACCAGAUAAACCCUCAAAGCUCACAGUCACUAACAUCACGUCUGAAAGUGCUGGAAUUUCUUGGGUAGAUCCUGCAAAUGAAGGGAACAAUGGUCUUACAGGAUUUCAGAUUAAACUGACGAAAGAUAACGCUGUAAUCCUGAAUAUUACUAUAAAUAAAGUCAACAAAUACGAAAUAGAUAAUCUCACUCCAAACACCACAUAUGAAAUAUCCGUAGCUGCUGGAAAUCAAAAUGGUUUUGGUGAAACGACUAUUACUUCAUUCCGAACAUCUGAAGCAACUUCAGUCACAACGUUUGAGAAAGGCAGGUGUUAAAAAGAUGAAUUAAUUAUUGGGUCUUUCUUUUAUCAAAUUUGAGUAAUUAAUUCAGCGCUCAUUUUCAAUGCAAAUUCACAAAUUUCCUACAAACGUACAAAUAUUAUACAAACAUUAUUCACAUAAUAUGUAUAAAUAAAAAAAUCUUGUUUCACCAACGUAAGGAAUUUUAAGGAAAAUUAUACAAAAUGAACUUGUAUCCCAAAGCAAAAAAAUCACUGUUCCAUAAAUGGUAAUUCUGUCACUAAGCACUCCAUGCAUGAUAGCUCUAUUUCGAUGUACAUUUAAGCCCAAGUAUAUUGAUCGAUUGUUGUUUUUCCCAACACCUGAACCUAGCAGAAACCUGGCUGAAUCUCCAUAAUGUUCUCACAUUUUGUUUUGUAGUGGAUGGUGUGUCUCUGUCGUAUUCAUCUCUACCAGCCGAAGGUUUUGUACAGAUCAAGUAUGGCGGGACGAAGAAUGUUUGCUGGCGAAGUUUAAAGAACAAGGCCAAGUACGUUGUUUGUCGUCAACUGGGCUAUUUAAGACUGGCCUCUCUUGUUAAAAAGGCCCCUUCAUCGGACAACAAAGAUGCAUCAUUUUCUGGAAAAAUAAACUGUGCCGGUGGAGUAAAAAACUUGUCGCAAUGCUUGAUUACUAAUUCUACGACAACAUGUUCGGAGUUAUCAUACAUAAAAUGUAAGUGUUUCAAAUGUGUUUUAUCGAAACCCUGAGGUAAUUAGAAGAAAAGAAUGAAGGAUAGAAUAUAGGAUGCAAACAUGAAAGAAGAAACUGGAUAAAAAGUGAACUGGAAAGCUUCAAGGACGAAAUGAAAGCGAAAAAACGUGAAAAGAAGAGCUUUGAUAAACAGACAAAAUCGAAUGAGAAAGCAACAGUAGACUUUCCGCUCUUUCACAUCUGGAAUUCUUACCUUUCUACUUCCAUAUUUUAGGUUCCGUUUGUCCACGGCCACUGUUGGGAGACAAACAAAGAUUUCCAGAUUCGUCAUUCACUGCCUCAGCUUCUUCACAAAGUCGUAGUCCCUCUGAUGCAAGAACAUCUAGUGGUAGUUCUUGGUGUGCUCCUGCCGCGGAUGGCAAACAUUAUCUUCAAGUCGAUUUGGGAAGACGUUAUGUGAUCUAUCGUUUCGCAACAUUUGGUGACAGUACUAGUCCCAAAUGGGUGACGACAUAUAAGCUCAAUUACACUGUUGACUUGAUCAACUGGAAACCAGUCUGGAAGAAAAAGGUAAUUAUUGUUCUGGUUGAAAAUGUAUAACUUGAAGAAUAAAAAUAUUUCUUCAUUGCAUUCAUGCUCUUAAUUGGUUUUUUUUUGUCUUUAGAUACGUGGAAACAAAAAUGCUUACAAUGAUGCAACCAAUGCAUAUUUCCAUGGAGGCAUAACAACAAGAGCUUUACGGUUUAUUCCAUUAACAUAUGUUGGUCAACCGUGCAUGAGAAUCGAGAUCUGUGGUGGUAGUAAGUAACAUAACUUUUUCUAUCAAAACACGAUAAAGAGUUCAUAAGUUGAGUUGAUGAUAUGCUAAUGAUAUCUCCUUUCUUUCUAGCUUGGUUUCCAGAUAAACCUACAAACCUCACGUUCACUAACAUCACGUCUAGAAGUGCUGACAUAUCUUGGGUAGACCCAGAAAACACAGGAGAUAACAAAGGUGUCGCCGUUCUUUCAGGAUUCUUCAUUAAACUGAAGAAAGGCAACUCUCUAAUCCGGAAUAUUACCACAGAUAAAGUAAAUAAACGGAAACUAACAAAUCUCACUCCAAACACAACAUAUCAAAUAUCCGUAGCUGCUGGAAAUCAAAAUGGUUUUGGUGAAGAGACAAUAACUUCGUUCACAACACUUGGAAAAGGUAAAUUAAACCAGCAAUUAAAUUUAUUCCAUCAACAUGUGCUGGUCAACCGUGUACGAGAAUUGGGAUCUGUGGUGGUAGUAAGUUACAUUAAUUUUUCCACUGAAGAAGUGAUAGAGAGUUCGUAAGUUGAUAUCUAUGAUCUUCCUUCUUUCUAGCUUUGUUACCAGAUAAACCCUCAAAGCUCACAGUCAUUAACAUCACGUCUGAAAGUGCUGGAAUAUCUUGGGUAGAUCCUGCAAAUGGAGGGAAGAAUGGUCUUACAGGAUUUCGGAUUAAACUGACGAAAGAUAACACUGUAAUCCUGAAUAUUACUAUAAAUAAAGUCAACAAAUACGAAAUAGAUAAUCUCACUCCAAACACCACAUAUGAAAUAUCCGUAGCUGCUGGAAAUCAAAAUGGUUUUGGUGAAACGACUAUUACUUCAUUCCGAACAUCUGAAGAAACUUCAGUCACAACGUUUGAGAAAGGCAGGUGUUAAAAAGAUGAAUUAAUUAUUGGGUCUUUCUUUUAUCAAAUUUGAGUAGUUAAUUCAGCGCUCAUUUUCAAUGCAAAUUCACAAAUUUCCUACAAACGUACAAAUAUCAUACAAACAUUAUUCACAUGAUAUGUAUAAAUCAAAAAAAUCUUGUUUCACCAACGUAAGGAUUUUAAGGAAAAUUACAAAAUGAACUUGCAUCCCAAAGCAAAAAAAUCACUGUUCCAUAAAUGGUAAUUCUGUCACUAAGCACUCCAUGCAUGAUAGCUCUACUUCGAUGUACAUUUAAGCCCAAGUAUAUUGAUCGAUUGUUGUUUUUCCCAACACCUGAACCUGGCAGAAACCUGGCUAAAUCUUCACAAUUUUCUCACAUUUUGUUUUGUAGUGGAUGGUGUGUCUCUGUCGUAUUCAUCUCUACCAGCCGAAGGUUUUGUACAGAUCAAGUAUGGCGGGACGAAGAAUGUUUGCUGGCGAAGUUUAAAGAACAAGGCCAAGUACGUUGUUUGUCUUCAACUGGGCUAUUUAAGACUGGAAUCUCUUGUUAAAAAGGCCCCUUCAUCGGACAACAAAGACGCAUCAUUUUCUGGAAAAAUAAACUGUACUGAUGAAGAGAAAAACUUAUCGCAUUGUUUGAUUACUACUUCUACGAAAAAUUGUACGGAAUUAUCAUACAUAAAAUGUAAGUGGUGUUUUAAAAGUGUUGUAUGGAAAGCCUAGGGUAAUUACAUGAACAGAAUGAAGGAUAAAAUCGGGUGCAAUGAUAAAAAAAUGAAAAAGAAUAACGACACAAAGAUAAAAAAGAAGAAGAAAUACGACAAAAAUUCCUGUUCUAAAAAUUCCUAGCAUUUUAAUUCCAUUUUUCAGGUUUCAUUUGUAACAGGCCACUGUUAGAAGACAAACAAACAUUUCCAGAUUCGUCAUUCACUGCCUCAGCUUCUUCAGAAGGUCACAGUCCCUCUCAUGCAAGAAUAUCUAGUGGCAGUUCUUGGUGUGCUCCUAUCUCGGAUGGCAAACAUUAUCUUCAAGUGGACUUAGGAAGGCUUUAUGUGAUCUAUCGCUUCGCAACAUUUGGUGACAGAACUAGUUCCAAAUGGGUGACAACAUAUAAGCUGAAUUACACUGUUGACUUGAUCAACUGGAAUUCAGUCUGGAAGAAAAAGGUAAUUAUUCUUCGGGCUGAAAACGUAUAACUUCAAGAAUAGAAAUAGUUCUUCAUUGCAUUAAUGUUCUUUAUUGCUUUGUUGUCUUUUAGUUACCUGGAAACAAAAAUGCUUACAAUGAUGCAACCAUUAAAAAUUUGAGCGGAGGAAUAAGAACAAGAGCUUUACGAUUUAUUCCGUUAACAUAUGUUGGGCAACCGUGUAUGAGAAUCGAAAUCUGUGGUGGCAGUAAGUUACAUUAAUUUCUGUACAGAAAACCUGGUAGAGUUUAUAAAUUGAAAUAAUGAUACGCAAACGAUAUCUCUGAUCUUUUCUUUCUAGCUCGAUUUCCAGAUAAACCUACAAACCUCACAGUCACUAAUAUCACAUCUAGAAGUGCUGAAAUAUCUUGGGCAGACCCAGAGAAUGCAGGAGAUUACAAAGGUGGUGCAGCGACUCUUUCAGGAUUCUUCAUUAAACUGACGAAAGAGAACUCUCUACCCCGGAAUAUUACCACGGAUAAAGUCAAUAAAUGGAAACUAACAAACCUCACUCCAUACACUACAUAUGAAAUAUCUGUAGCUGCCGGAAAUAAAAGAGGAGGAUUUGGUGAAGAGACAAUAACAUCGUUCACAACACUUGGAAAAGGUAAAUGUUAAACCAGCAAUUAAAUUUAUUCCGUCAACAUGUGCUGGUCAACCAUGUAUGAAAAUUGGGAUCUGUGGUGGUAGUAAGUUACAUUAAUUUUUCCACUGAAGAAGUAAUAGAGAGUUCGUAAGUUGAAAUAAUGGUAUCCACGAUCUCCUUCUUUCUAGCUUUAUUACCAGAUAAACCCUCAAAGCUCACAGUCACUAAUAUCACGUCUGAAAGUGCUGGAAUAUCUUGGGCAGAUCCUGUGAAUGGAGGGAACAAUAGUCUUACAAGAUUUCGGAUUAAACUGACGAAAGAUAACACUGUAAUUCUGAAUAUUACUAUAAAUAAAGUCAACAAAUACGAAAUAGAUAAUCUCACUCCAAACACCACAUAUGAAAUAUCCGUAGCUGCUGGAAAUCAAAAUGGUUUUGGUGAAACGACUAUUACUUCAUUCCGAACAUCUGAAGCAACUUCAGUCACAACGUUUGAGAAAGGCAGGUGUUAAAAAGAUGAAUUAAUUAUUGGGUCUUUCUUUUAUCAAAUUUGAGAAAUUAAUUCAGCGCUCAUUUUCAAUGCAAAUUCACAAAUUUCCUACAAACGUACAAAUAUUAUAUAAACAUUAUUCACAUAAUAUGUAUAAAUAAAAAAAUCUUGUUUCACCAACGUAAGGAAUUUUAAGGAAAAUUAUACAAAAUGAACUUGUAUCCCAAAGCAAAAAAAUCACUGUUCCAUAAAUGGUAAUUCUGUCACUAAGCACUCCAUGCAUGAUAGCUCUAUUUCGAUGUACAUUUAAGCCCAAGUAUAUUGAUCGAUUGUUGUUUUUCCCAACACCUGAACCUAGCAGAAACCUGGCUGAAUCUUCAUAAUGUUCUCACAUUUUGUUUUGUAGUGGAUGGUGUGUCUCUGUCGUAUUCAUCUCUACCAGCCGAAGGUUUUGUACAGAUCAAGUAUGGCGGGACGAAGAAUGUUUGCUGGCGAAGUUUAAAGAACAAGGCCAAGUACGUUGUUUGUCGUCAACUGGGCUAUUUAAGACUGGCCUCUCUUGUUAAAAAGGCCCCUUCAUCGGACAACAAAGAUGCAUCAUUUUCUGGAAAAAUAAACUGUGCCGGUGGAGUGAAAAACUUGUCGCAAUGCUUGAUUACUAAUUCUACGACAACAUGUUCGGAGUUAUCAUACAUAAAAUGUAAGUGUUUCAAAUGUGUUUUAUCGAAACCCUGAGGUAAUUAGAAGAAAAGAAUGAAGGAUAGAAUAUAGGAUGCAAACAUGAAAGAAGAAACUGGAUAAAAAGUGAACUGGAAAAGCUUCAAGGACGAAAUGAAAGCGAAAAAACGUGAAAAGAAAAGCUUUGAUAAACAGACAAAAUCGAAUGAGAAAGCAACAGUAGACUUUCCGCUCUUUCAUAUCUGGAAUUCUUACCUUUCUACUUCCAUAUUUUAGGUUCCGUUUGUCCACGGCCACUGUUGGGAGACAAACAAAGAUUUCCAGAUUCGUCAUUCACUGCCUCAGCUUCUUCACAAAGUCGUAGUCCCUCUGAUGCAAGAACAUCUAGUGGUAGUUCUUGGUGUGCUCCUGCCGCGGAUGGCAAACAUUAUCUUCAAGUCGAUUUGGGAAGACUUUAUGUGAUCUAUCGUUUCGCAACAUUUGGUGACAGUACUAGUCCCAAAUGGGUGACGACAUAUAAGCUCAAUUACACUGUUGACUUGAUCAACUGGAAACCAGUCUGGAAGAAAAAGGUAAUUAUUGUUCUGGCUGAAAAUGUAUAACUUGAAGAAUAAAAAUAUUUCUUCAUUGCAUUCAUGCUCUUAAUUGGGUUUUUUUUGUCUUUAGAUACGUGGAAACAAAAAUGCUUACAAUGAUGCAACCAAUGCAUAUUUCCGUGGAGGCAUAACAACAAGAGCUUUACGGUUUAUUCCAUUAACAUAUGUUGGUCAACCGUGCAUGAGAAUCGAGAUCUGUGGUGCUAGUAAGUAACAUAACUUUUUCUAUCAAAACACGAUAAAGAGUUCAUAAGUUGAGUUAAUGAUAUGCUAAUGAUAUCUCCUUUCUUUCUAGCUCGGUUUCCAGAUAAACCUACAAACCUCACGUUCACUAACAUCACGUCUAGAAGUGCUGACAUAUCUUGGGUAGACCCAGAAAACACAGGAGAUAACAAAGGUGUCGCCGUUCUUUCAGGAUUCUUCAUUAAACUGAAGAAAGAGAACUCUCUAAUCCGGAAUAUUACCACAGAUAAAGUCAAUAAACGGAAACUAACAAAUCUCACUCCAAACACAACAUAUCAAAUAUCCGUAGCUGCUGGAAAUCAAAAUGGUUUUGGUGAAGAGACAACAACAUCGUUCACAACACUUGGAAAAGGUAAAUGUUAAACCAGCAAUUAAAUUUAUUCCAUCAACAUGUGCUGGUCAAGCGUGUAUGAGAAUUGGGAUCUGUGGUGGUAGUAAGUUACAUUAAUUUGAUAAUUUUUCAAUUGAAGAAGUGAUAGAGAGUUCAAAGUUGAUAUCUAUGAUCUUCCUUCUUUCUAGCUUUGUUACCAGAUAAACCCUCAAAGCUCACAGUCAUUAACAUCACGUCUGAAAGUGCUGGAAUAUCUUGGGUAGAUCCUGCAAAUGGAGGGAAGAAUGGUCUUACAGGAUUUCGGAUUAAACUGACGAAAGAUAACACUGUAAUCCUGAAUAUUACUAUAAAUAAAGUCAACAAAUACGAAAUAGAUAAUCUCACUCCAAACACCACAUAUGAAAUAUCCGUAGCUGCUGGAAAUCAAAAUGGUUUUGGUGAA
Molecule: messenger RNA, 14728 nt
Organism: Paramuricea clavata
Lineage: Eukaryota; Metazoa; Cnidaria; Anthozoa; Malacalcyonacea; Plexauridae
Source: the annotation of a GenBank genome assembly